Messenger RNA from Centrocercus urophasianus (Greater sage-grouse), 10507 nucleotides. RefSeq names its product DENN domain containing 11 (gene DENND11). The transcript is spliced from 9 exons. The record is from RefSeq and is a predicted model, not a curated record. Gene Ontology annotation, cellular component: cytoplasm. Bases 1741 to 2835 code for a protein of 364 amino acids. Lineage: Eukaryota; Metazoa; Chordata; Aves; Galliformes; Phasianidae.
ACGGAGGAUGGAAACCCAGAACAAAACAAAACUGCAGUGAGAGGAGCUUGCUGGCAUUGGAAAGACAAAUUUCUGGUCAACCAUGUCAGGUUGUGCAACCAUGUCACAGUAAUGGGCAUAAGGGUGCCUGGUCCCUGCAUGUGACUUGAAGGAGAUCAUCCAUACUGUGUCUGAAACCAGGUUGAUGCUGAUUAGGAAAAGCACAGCAGCCCUCCUGUGGAAGCCUGCUCAGGCACAUGAAAGGCAGAACUCUUGGCAACGUCUGCUCAAAUACUGGUGAGCAGUAGCUUGAGGGAUCUUUUCCUGUAGAAGGAACAUGUGGUGACUGCACUAACAAAGGCUCUAGCAGUUUCCCUCCUAAAUUUGAAAGUGCUCAAGGACCACAAGCUUGGUAUUUCUGGCAAUUGCAUGUCCUGGGUUCACAGGGGUAGGUUAUGGGGUUGCCAAUUCACUAAUAUGGUUCCAAUGUCCCUGGGACUUUUUGUGUGCUGAACCCAGAAGUCAGAGGCAGCCCCUAACCCAGCAGUGCUCUCCCCAUUUCCAGCACAGUGAACCUGCGGGACCUGACAGAGACCUCCUCACGGCUAUUAAAAGGAGAGCAGAAUGGUGGCAGGCCAGGAGCCAACCGUGCUGCCUUCUCUUUGCUCCCUGCCCUGUAGCAGCCCUCUCCUUAAGGGAGUAAAGAGUUGAGAAUAUUCUGACACUUGAAAAAGUGUGAGCACCUGGUCUGUGCCAACACAUCCCCGCAAAGACUGCAGUCAAAAGGUGCUUCCGUGAGGCUGCUGAACUUCCCAGUGCCUUUGUUCUCUGGGACAGACAAGAUUACCUUGGGCAGCUGCUGAGACAUAUCCGGUAGGUGUGACCUACUUGGCAUUAGGCUCCACAUGCUCUCCUACACUCAUACCUGCCUUGGGUAGGUACAGAAAAGAAACAGGACAAUAAAUUUUGCUUUAAAAAAAUAAAAAAAAGUUAAGUGAAUCUAAUGCUACUUUCACUUUUCUGGAAUACUGGAAAAGAAGCUGAAUCUUCUUAGCCCUCUUUCUGUGAUGGAGAUAAUAGUCAACUUUGUGGAGUUCCUUCACAGCCUGUUGGCUUAGUGGGUGAUAGGAGUAAUGGGAAACCUAAUGGAGAAGUGAGAGAAGGAAUCAGUUGCCCACCAGAAAGCAUGUAAAUGUUCUGGUUUUCUGUUCCACUUUUCUUCCACAUGGGAAACUGAGCCGUAACACAGUGAGAUCUCACCUGGUGCAGCUCCUGUCCCAGUACAACACAGAAGCAGUGCAAGGACCAGCACCCUGAAGACCUUGGGAAACAUCUACUGGCGAGGACGGCCAGGUGGUGACUUUACUGCAGCCAUCAGGUGCUGGUGUCAUUGAUGAGAGGGAAGAAAAGAAGAGCAGAAUUGGAAGAACAUCCUUAACUUUGCAUGCCAGCAACUGACAAUGCUGUUUCUGACCGACCUGGUGCUGGGAGAGCUCCCACAAGAUUUCCAGAUUUGUCUCCUGCCAAAGCCUCUCUCAAGUUCAGAUCUCACUUGGAAAGUUUCCUGCAUGCACGAGAGCUGCCGUAUGCAGAGGAAGGCAAAUGCUUCCUGUUUUUCUACAGCAUGGCUGUCCUCCCUCCUCCUGUUUCUCAUGCAGGCUGGCAGUUGCCACCGCGUCCUUUGUUUGCUCUGUUUCACCAGACUGACUUCGAGUCUUUUUAUCUCCGCCUUGGCUCUCCGGCUGCCACGUCGCCUGCAACAUGGUGGAGUGGUGUUUACCUCAAGAUAUUGAUUUGGAAGGUGUGGAAUUCAAAUCCAUGGCAAGUGGGUCCCACAAAAUCCAGUCAGACUUCAUUUAUUUCCGGAAAGGGCUCUGUUUUGGGCUGGCCUGCUUUGCCAACAUGCCUGUGGAGAGUGAGUUAGAGCGUGGUGCCCGUAUGAAGUCUGUGGGGAUUCUGUCUCCUUCUUACACCCUGCUUUAUAGGUACAUGCACUUCCUGGAGAACCAGGUCAGACACCAGCUGGAGAUGCCAGGGCACUACUCCCAUCUAGAGGCAUUCUAUGAUGACAAGAAAGGUGUUCUCCCUGACAGCAAGGGCACCACCACCUCCCAGCAGCCGGUCCACUGGCUGCCGUCCAUCCACAGAUACAUGUAUCCUGAGAUGAAGAUCACACACCCUGCUGGCUGUAUGUCUCAGUUCAUCAAAUUCUUUGGUGAGCAGAUUCUUGUCCUCUGGAAGUUUGCCCUGCUGCGCAAGCGCAUAUUGAUAUUUUCACCACCCCCAGUUGGAGUUGUUUGCUAUAGAGUGUACUGCUGCUGUUGCCUUGCCAACGUUUCUCUACCUGGUCUUGGAGGAACUGUCCCAGAAUCCAAACCAUUCUUCUAUGUGAAUGUGGCAGACAUAGAAAUGCUGGAGACAGAAGUAUCGUAUGUGGCCUGUACAACAGAAAAGAUCUUUGAGGAGAAACGGGAUCUCUAUGAUGUCUAUGUAGACAACCAGAAUGUGAAAACACAUCACGAGCAUCUGCAACCACUCCUGAAAAUUAACAGUGCUGACAAGGAGAAAUACCGACGGCUUAAUGACCAGAGGCAGAUGUUAAUGUAUUCUCAAGAGGUGGGUGAGGACUGUAGCUCCUGUGAAGAGGAUCUUUUCAUCUUGUUUUUUAUGGAGCAGAACAACCGCAUAUUUCAGACACUGAUGGAGGUGUCAGCCAGCCAGGACAAGACCCUGACAGCUGACCAUGCACGAGGCAUGGGCCUGGAUCCCCAGGGGGAUCGAAGUUUCCUUAUGGACCUACUGGAAGUGUAUGGCAUUGAUGUUAUGCUCGUCAUUGACAACCCCUGCUGCACUUAAACCAAGAGGAAGAGAAACGGGGAGCAAAGAUCGCUUUUCAAAGAUUACCAGACAUUGCUUAGCAGCAUCACUGGAACUCACCGCGGCCACUGGAUGGAACUCAUUUUAUUUAAUAACUUUAUAUGGAAAGUAUUUAUAAUUUAAAAGAAAAUGUGAUUGUAUUUUUACCCCCUUGAUUUCCCCAAGGUGUACUCACUCCAGGUUUUUUGUUUUCAUCUCCUAUUCUUUUUCACUUGUGUUUUUUGUUUUGUUUAGAUAGGACCAGUGGCAUCUCUGCACCAACCCUCACUGGUGCCAGUGAGCUAGGUUUUGCCUCCUCUGGAUGCGUGAGGGCUGAAGACUUCAGGAAAGCACUUUGUCUGAUGGGGACCAAUGUGAAAUGCUGCCGCUGAGCUCUCAAGACUUGGCUGGAAAACUCUACUGUCAUCCCCUCUUCCCCUUGACUGAAGAGAGCUUCAGCACAGGCUGUUAGUGUCCCAGUAUCAUAAAACAUCUCCUGUUCCACCGUGUUUACAGGUGAGGACAGUUAAACAAAUGAUGAAGACCGGGACUCCUUUAAACACUUCUCACUCAACUUUUAGCAGCUGACGUGGAAGAAAGCCACCCUUCCUCAUCAAUGGCUGAAACAAAUUUGGGGUAAAGGGGUGCUAUAGGAUCUUAUGACUUUGCUUACCAGAGUGGUACUGUUUCAUUUCCAGCACUUAAGGUGCAAACAGUCUAUAAGACUAUACCUGCCUAUCUCACAGCUGGAGAAGAGCACUAUCUCUACUUCAUCCCUCCUUCCGUUUCCUCUGGUUUUCAGUUGUAUUGAACCUGCUGAUUUGGGUUAAUAUCUUCAAACCAGCAAGACGUCCUCACAUUGAAGAGGGUUCAACACCACUGAGCUGCCUUGCUGUUGCUAUGCUCUCCAAUCUCAGUUCAGAUGAUGCUGGGCAGGAUUACUUUGAAGAAGUAUGCCCCUAACUAAUGUCACUAGAUCUUCCUUUGUAGCAGACAGUACUUGCCACUCCUUUGUUUCAACACUGUCUGCCACUCCUCCUUUGUCAAGCAGCCUUCAGAACUGCCUCCUCUGUCCUUGUCUUUGAGUAUGAGACAGAGAGCAGUAUGUGACCUUCCAGCUGGAAUGACUUUAAGGCUUACAGGAAGUUCCCCUGGAGUUUGGUGUUGCUAACUGGCUGGAAGCAAUGGCUAACAGCAAGCCUUUUUCUACCUGGACAGACCAGUGUUUUCUCAUUCUUUUGCUGGGGAAAGAGCAGGAUUCAGCUUAUACAGGGCCAGAGGUUUUCUCUAGAAAGUCUAUGCCUGUGAAGGGUAAUCCUUCUGCCACACAAAGUCCAAGAAUGGAACUAUGGUUGUGACACAGUAUUUUGUCCAAAAUCCUUUAGUCAGUAGUAGCAUCAUCUUUAAGCUAACUGUUCAUUUACCAUUAUAGCUACUUAGUUGCUCCCUCUACCAAGGGACUUCAGCACCUUAGAGCCUUUCUGCAGUUUGUAGAGAUGCAAACUGUAGCUGGUGUUAUACAUUUACCAUAGCAUUUUAUACAAUGAGACAGCACCUGAACCUCUGAUGUCUUCUUAAAACAAUUGAAGCAAGUGUUCCCCAAGUGGACUCCUUAUGGAUUGUGUCCCUCUGCAAGGAAAGAGGUUGGCAUUUUUUUCUUGAAGGCUAUCUGCAGCAAAGGAGUAGUUUUGCUUGCUGUGGAUUCAGAAGUUUCCAUGAGGUGUGGGAUCAGAGGCCUCACAAGAUUUAUUGCACAGUUCAUUGGUAUGAACUUAAGCAGAUUAUGUUCUCGUGAUCUGUGUCCAAACAGUUGCUCCCUGACUUGCUUUUCAGGACUUGGAAUGCUUUUCUACAGGGGAAGACACUGUUGCUUAUACUGCCAGUUUUGGUGGGUUUUGUUUGUUUGUUUUUCAUUCAGGAAAGGUUUUGUUUUUAGAUUGGUACCCAUGGUAUGAAAGUGACUCACCACCUCUAUGCCUUCUAGCUUCCACUUCAGUUCUAACAUGCUGACUACAGUGAAGACCUCUGGGGAUGUUUGGCAUACAUCAUAGUGCUGUGACUUAAUUUCCUUCAGAUAUUAAAAAAAAAGAACUGAAACUACUUUCCAACAAUUUUUUUUCAUUUUCUGUGUAGCUUAGCUGUGAUGAGCUCUUGAUGACUUUCUGUUCUCUUUGGUAUUAGUAAUUUUUUUGCUGAACCAAACAGGAACAAACCUUUAACUUGUCAUGAAAGUUUCAAAGCCUCAAAGUUUUUCUAACAAACUGAAUUACAGCACCUAGUUCACAAGCUGUCAGAACAUGAGGGCCAUGAGACAGCAAGCAGAACCUCCUGGCUUGAUCAUUUAACUUUUAUUUAACCUCUGCUUUUCAAAAACUAGGUCUUCAGUUGUCAGCUAGAGUGUGGGUGCAGCAGUAGCAAAGCAAGCACUUUUACUGUAAAAUUAACAUUCAUGUUGCAUCCCAGCUCAAUAGCUACAGCCCAUGUUGCUCUUGUAAUUUUGUUUCUCUACCGCCUUUCUUGGAAGGAACUCAGAAGUAUCCAAAUAGAAAAUGGAACAAAAAGACUUAUCUAUCCUUCCUCAUUUCUUUGCAAAUGAACUCUUCAUCCGCAGUGUCUUUUAUAAUACAAUAGAUACUGCUUUUACUUGAUGUUGCACACAGAAAAUCCUAGAUAGAGCAGUAUGAAAUACAAAAGAAUGGCUAUAGCCUGUGCCACUAAGACCUGUUUAACAGGCUGGUUUUGUUUCCUAGCCUUUGAACCAAUUUCAAUUUUCAAUUGAAUUUUAUCUGUUCAGGAGCUAACUAACUGUUUUACUUUGAAUUAAGUACAGCCGUUUUAAUAGCUGCUUUUUUGAAUACUGGCAGCUGGAGGGGAGUCAGUUAUUUGGUAUAUUUUAAACUAAAAGAGAAAGAAAAGUAUGCCAUAAUGUAGGGUAUUGACAAGCACUGUAAGAUCUUCUUUUCCAGUUGAAGUACUUUGCCUUUACAGUGGUGCCUUUAAUCUCUGAUGUCUCUAGUUGGUUGUAAGUAAUCAGAGGCCAGGUUAAAUAGUGAUUCUAGAAACCAUGUCUACCCGGUGCCCCAGUAGACAGGCUGGUGUAUUUCUUUCCCCAAUUGCCUUCCUAGUACAGCAAUUAUAGGAAAGAGCAAGAACUUCACAGUUGCAUCUGUAGUUGUACUGGACACAUGUAAUUAAGUAAUGAAUUAUUAUUAUUUUUACUAUCUGGAGUAGAGGGUAAAGCUCAGAGGAGAAACAAAUGCUAGGUUUUUUAAAUCUCAGUAGGUGAUACACAGCAUUAGACAUUUAAAUCAUGAGAAAAUCUCACUGCAAGUGUAGGACAAGCAGCACUGAGCCAAAUACAGCUAAGAACAACAGUGGAUGCUAGGAGGGAAGCACUGUUCAGAAUUAGAUUUCAGAUUCAUCUUAGACACAUGCCAACACACUUUUCUAGCUUAAAUUAAGUAGUUACUAAAGUAGUUAGAGCUAAUGAUGACAUCUGUCAGAGGAAAUUAGCUCUCCUGCCCAGUAUUCUGAAGGGCAAAAGAAGGUUCUAUCACCUUUUCAACAAAGUAGCUUUACUGUACAUGCUCACCAAGUAAAGCAGCAUUGCUAUGACACUUCUCACUUCUUCCAUUUUAAGUGCCAAACUUCAUGGGCAAGAAGUUAGGAGUAGCAGUGGCCCUCAGGUGGCAAAGGACAGGCAUGCUUUGGGAGGGAGAAAGGGAGUGGUUUCUGAAACAGCAGGGCAAAAGUACUCUGUCCUCUUGUGUUUACAUAGCAUGCUAACUACCCUAAAUUCUCUCACCACAGCUGUAACUUCUAAUUUAGUUGAUGUUGAUUUUGGGGUUUUUUUUUGCUCCUUCUCACCCCCAAGCUAAUGGUCUGGUGAUGGUGGGAGAUAACAACACACUGGUGGGUUUGUUUUUUUUUUUUUAGAGGGACUGGAAUGUUUUGACAUCACAGAAUGGCCUAAUGGCAGCGAACUGGGAUUUCGGAUCCUGAUUAAUGCAGCAUGCCAUUCAAAUGGAAAUGAGUAAUUGUGGUUAAAAUAAACAGGUGCCUUGGGCUGGUUCAUUAUUAGGUUGUUAUCUUCAUUUUUAUUUAUGUUACGCCAUUUUAAGCCCUUCUAGAAUGUACUGUACGUUGAAGCCAGGAUAAAUGUUCUCAUGGAGUGGGAAGUUCUCCUCCUUCCUGUCUUGGGGUUCACACAAAUAAAGCUGUUUGUCUUGCUGUCAGAUAGAAACAUGAGAACAGAGUCCUUUCCUCUACACUGUUGGUAGUAGGUUCAGCCUACACUUUAUGUUAUGAUUUCUUCACAUCUUUCCCUCUGAACGUUGCAAUUCAGAUAUCUAGAACCACUUCAUAUUGAGAGACCUCUGAAUUGUGAAGGAAGGGAAAAAAAAUAAUCACUUGAAUGACAUUUAAAUAAGCUAUUCAAAUUGCAUUGAUAUAAGCAUUUAAAUAUCAGCCUGUAUUUCAGACUGGCCUUGAUACUUCAACAUCAGCACAGCAUUAUCAGCACCAGGUCUGAAAAGUGCUCUUGGUUACCCUUGAGCAAAGAAUCACACUGUUCAGAAGCCAUGGAUCUGGUAGUAGGUAAAGGAGUGAAUCAUUUUCCCCUUGAAAUGGUCCAGGUGAACCAGAAGCUGUAGGUAUCAUUUAGCCCCUUUAAGCAGGCUGGUUGUAGUUAUAAGAGCUCUGGUGUUAUUUGCAUCUCGCAGAUGUGCGGUUGUUCCCACAGGCCUGUGGCUGUGUAGUAGAACUGCUUACUAAUACAUAGGUAUUUUUUAAAACAAUUAAAGCUUACCUUUCUGAAAUGGCUGCUGCCUUGUCUUUCCUGCUACUUGGGCAAAAACACUGCUAAUUUUCCUAUGGAAGCCUCAGCUUCAGGAAAAACUCGGUGGGAACUGCCCCUGACAUUGGCUGCAGAACAACAUUCCAGGUGUCUCUGUGGCAAGUAAAAAGAACAGAGUGCAGCCAAGGUGUAUGAGUGACCCAGGGAGCUGCAGGGCACUUGUGUUUGCAGAUCCAAUAAAGACAGCUCAAUGCAGGCUUUGUAAGCAGCACUAUCAUUAGAAACCUCUAACAGGCCUCUGCUCUCCUUUAUCAUAGUCAUUAAAGGGUUUAGUGCUUAGGUAAUGAGUUUCUUUCCCCUACAGCCAAGGAAAGGUCAGCAUGCAGUUUGGUUCCAGCAUCACCCAGAAAACCAACCUGUUUCUGCCCUUUCAAAGCAUUUUGAUUUCAGCACGCUGACAGCAGAGGAUGCUGUUGCAGCAGCAUGCAGCCAGGAUGCUGCCUUAAAGAAAGUGACUGGAAAUCGAUUCGCUAAUGUCCUUACUUUGACUACAGCAAAGAAUCAACAGAUGAAUUUAGACUAGGCAUGGAGACUGUGCACAAACAGCAAUCACGUCAGAAAAAAUAACGAUCAAUUGUUCUCAAGUAAACAAGGCAGAAUCAAGUAAACUUGUAAGUUAUAAUAAAGCCUACAGAUAACCUUGCUGAAGUCAAUACCAUUUCCUUUCAGCAAUUAAAGUGAAGCUAUUUAAAAAAAAAAAAAAAAAGCUCAAAAUCAACAAAGCCAAUUAUGGAACUGGGGCUCAAAGGGAUAUAAGGCUGCAUAAGGGUGAUGAGCACUGUUUAUGUUAGUGAGAAAAGCAACCAGGUACAAUUAAUAUUAAACGAUAUUUGGAAGCUUGUAUUUGUCUUAUGCUGCUACAGGAACAAAAGAAAUACUUACAAGAAAGGCUCAUUUGGCUUGAAGUCUUUCCACAUGGACUUCAUACAGCUCCUAGUCCAUGGUGAUUCUCCAGUGUGCUUCUGUGUAGCAUACCUAAACAUACCUAAACUAAGAGAACACAUUUCUACUAUGUUAUUAACUAAAGCUCUGUACUGUUGAAUCUGGCAAGGUGAAGAGGAAACAAAGAUCUUACCUAGAUACAUACAUACUGAGCGUUUUCAAACUUCCUUUGAAAUCAUGUCACUGAUCUCCAAUUUAUUUUGGGACAGAUUAGAUAACCAUUCAGCUGUUUCAUAUAACAAUUCCAACAUUUCACAUACUUAGCAUUAGACCGCACCCGAAACAAAUUUUUCCAAGAUCCCAGCUUUCCUGAGAUUUAUACAUAGAUAAUGUAAACUCUUACAACACGAGGACAAAUACUCUUUCUUUUUGCUUCAACAUACAAUUGCAUUAAAGCAGUAGCAUUUGGCAUUCACCACUCAGCCUGUAGUGCUGUGAAUGGAACACUAUUGACUUCAGGGGAAAAAAAAAAUGCCAUCAAGUUAACACGCAAUUCUUAGAAUUCUAACUUGCACUUUCAAACCCCUUGAGACUAGCCAAAUAGCCACCUUCAAUGGAAGUACCUUGUGCAUAAAGUAGCUGAAUGGCUUGUUAAUCUGGUGGGGUUAAUCCAGUUAGUGAGGACAGCCUUGAAGAGAACCUGGCAGGAGUGGUGAAGAGUGGCCCUUUUGAUAUUAAUUCUCAUUGUAUGGCUGCACGGAGCAUCUGCUCUCUCAUUCUGGGAUCACAGAAGAACCGGAGUUUCCGGGGUAACAGCUUCACCUCCACAGGCAUAGCUUCGUAUUCCUCGUUAUCAAUGCCAAAGGAUCCCUCAGUGCCCUGUGUACAGAUAACAGUACUGGUCAGGGCUAAGCAGCAAACGUUAUUUCAGCAAUGCUGUAAUACUGAGACUUGAUUUCAGUGACUGACUGCAGUUCAACACUUAGCUGGGUGCUAACCAAGGUGACAGCCUCCCCAUGCCUUCCAGCCCCUUUGGUCUCAACUAUGCAGAGAAAGUUAUUCUUCAUUGCAAGGAAUGUAUAAGAGUCUGUGGUGUAAUGUUACCUCAGUGAGUUGUUAAUUGGUGAUAAUUAAACGCUAGGAAGAUUUAAUGACCCACACUGUUUAUACCGAAAGACUCUUUGCUGUUGGAACUAUAUUAUAUGUGCUUGGCUCUUCUUGAUCUGCCAGUGGUGACACAAGCUAAUCUGCAGAGGAGCCUGUUAAAUUACUCCUAUUAAAUCCACGUUGCAAACACCUUUUCGUAUUGCUUUACUAUAUUGAUCUGAAAUGUGAAAUGCAAAGUAUUUCACACAGGUCAGGAUUUACUCCGCAGAAUUUUCCUGAUCUUUUACUUUAAUGCUGAUAAAGUCACCAAUGAUUAAAACUGUUCAUCAAAAUGGCAGGUUGACUUUAUCUGCACAAAUCUGGUGUCUGCUCUGCAUGCACUUCGUUGACUCUAGGCAAGGCUGCCACUUUGAUCCUUAAACUAGCUCCAGAUGAGCUGGUACAUCAAAGGAGCUUAGAAGAAAGUAGCAUAGGUCCUGUUAAAUCACAGAGCUAUAGCAGUCCACCUGGUGAGCAUAUCCUCAAAACUGGUGAGACUUGCCUGAGCUGUCUCCAGUUCCCUCAUCAGCUCUAGAUCAAGGAUUCAUAAAACAACACUGCUCUGUGGCGUGCACAAAUACUCCAAAGGUCUCAGCUUGUAGUAUGAAGAGCUGAUUUUAUACCACAACCCCUACCAAUGGCUCAUCUGUAUUUAGCCCAGACUCCAGAGUGUUCUUUCAGAAAUACAAGAUUGCCACAAUACCAACUUGAUGUAAAUAUUACAGUGCUGACUAAUGAUUACAUAAUCCAUGAUUUUCACUUGUCAGAUAAAGAUUUUUUUCACUUUUU